Messenger RNA from Syngnathus typhle (broad-nosed pipefish), 5979 nucleotides. It is a transcript of the gene capn5b, whose product is annotated as calpain 5b. Bases 192 to 2393 code for a protein of 733 amino acids. The record is from RefSeq and is a predicted model, not a curated record. The transcript is spliced from 14 exons. Gene Ontology annotation, cellular component: cytoplasm. Gene Ontology annotation, molecular function: calcium-dependent cysteine-type endopeptidase activity. NCBI's taxonomy places the organism in Eukaryota, Metazoa, Chordata, Actinopteri, Syngnathiformes, Syngnathidae. Gene Ontology annotation, biological process: proteolysis.
UCAACAGACAACUUCCUGGAGGUUGCUUUCAAAAUACAUUCAAAACGAUUUUUAAGGAAAAUGUUUUUAUUUGUUAUUGAAGUCACAAACCGUCACAUGUGAGAAUCGAACUCACGGUACCUGCACACAAGACAGGCGAGUGUACUAUUACACCAUCAGCCACAACCUAAUAAGAACCCAGUAAACGUCCGAUGUCACCGCGGAGUGAUACACGCCAGCUUGACUCUUGCUUUUGGCGGAGGAGGCGGAGGAGGAGGAGAGCGGUGCUCCGGCGGAGGAGAGGACCAGACAGGGAGCGAGGCGAGGAACCCGACCAGCCCACCUCCCCCGCCCCCGCAGAGAGCGAGUGUCGGACCCGCUGGACUCCCCACCGCCCCCUAACCCCCGGAGGAGGACCCGAGAGAGAGAGCGAGAGAGAGAGAGAGAGGGAACCGCGUUGCCACGGGAGAAGCCUCUGUGCAGGGAUGUUCGCGUCGGUGAAGGCCUUCGAGGGGCAGCAGUACUCCACCCUGAAAAGGCAGUGCCUGCAGAGUGGCCUGCUCUUCGAGGACCCCCGCUUCCCCGCCGUCGACGACUCGCUCUUCUACCUAGGCAACAGGAUCGGACGCGUGGUGUGGAAGAGACCGCGAGAGCUGUGCGAGGAUCCUCACCUGUUUGUGGAUGGCAUCAGCGCUCACGACCUCCACCAGGGGCAGCUAGGCAAUUGCUGGUUUGUGGCUGCCUGCUCCAGUUUAGCCUCCAGAGAGUCACUAUGGCAAAAGGUGAUUCCCGACUGGAAGGAGCAGGAGUGGGACACGGAGAAGCCCGACUCGUACGGCGGCAUUUUCCACUUCCGCUUCUGGCGCUUCGGCGAGUGGGUGGACGUUGUGAUUGACGACCGACUGCCCACCGUCGAAAACCAGCUGGUUUACUGUCAUUCCAACGACAGCAACGAGUUCUGGAGCGCCUUGGUGGAGAAGGCAUACGCCAAGGUGUACGGCUGCUACGAGGCUCUGGACGGCGGCAACACGGCGGACGCACUGGUGGACUUCACAGGGGGGGUCUCGGAGCCCGUGGACCUGCUGGAGGCCCAAAUGGCAAUGGACGAGACGGCCCGCAAUCAGUUGUUUGAACGAGUCCUCAAAGUGCACAACCGAGAUGGCCUUAUUAGCUGCUCCAUUAGGGCAACCACGGUGGAGGACAUGGAGGCGCGGCUGGACUGUGGCCUCGUCAAAGGCCACGCCUACGCUGUGACCGACGUUCGCAAAGUGCGCCUGGGCCACGGGCUGCUGGCGUAUUUCAAGUCGGAGAAGCUCCAUAUGAUUCGCAUGAGGAACCCGUGGGGAGAGAAGGAGUGGAGCGGCCCGUGGAGUGACAGUUCGAAGGAGUGGAACAAGGUGAGCAAGAGCGAGAGGGAGAAACUCGGCGUCACCGUGCAGGACGACGGCGAGUUCUGGAUGACCUUUGACGACUUCUGCCAGUACUUCACCGACCUUAUCCUGUGCCGCCUCAUCAACACGUCGUACCUGAGCAUCCACAAGACGUGGGAGGAGGAGGUGAUGCGGGGUUCCUGGCUCCACCGCCAGGACCCCCUGCGUAACCGCUCGGGCGGCUGCAUCAAUCACAAGGUCACCUUCCUUCAGAACCCUCAGUACGUGUUUGACGUGAAGAAGGUGGAGGACGAGGUGUUGAUCUGCUUGCAGCAGAAGGAGAAGAGAGCCACGCCCAAAGAAGGCAAGGGGGAGAACCUCGCCAUCGGCUUUGAUAUCCACCAGGUGGAGCUGAACCGCAAGUACCGCAUGCACUCGAGCCAGCAGAAGGUGGCCGGCUCCAUCUACAUCAACUCGCGCUGCGUCUUUCUCAGGAAGGAGCUGAAGGAGGGCCGCUAUGUCAUCAUCCCCACCACCUUUGACCCGGGCCAGCGGGGAGACUUUCUGCUCCGCGUCUUCACCGACGUGCCUUCGGACUGCAAAGAGCUGAGUCUGGACGAGCCUCCUCAAACGUGCUGGACGGGCAUGUGCGGCUACCCGCAGCUGGUCACUCAGGUCCACGUUCUCAACGCCGAAGGUCUGCAGGGACAGGAUUCCAACGGAGCCCUGGACCCGUAUGUGAUCAUCACCUGCGAAGGCGAAAGGGUCCGCUCGCCGGUCCACAAGGACACCCGCUGCCCCAAUUUUGAUGUCAAGGCUCUGUUCUACCGCAAGAAGCCCAAAGAGGGAGUCCACAUCGAGAUCUACAACAAGAACAUGAUCGUGGACACCUUCCUGGGUCAGGUGGUGAUGUUGAGCAAUCCCAACGAGCGUCAGGAGCAGCACACGCUGCACCUCCGCGACAAAGGCAGUCGGCAGGACAGCGACUUGCCCGGCACGCUCACCGUGCGCCUCAUCACCUCCACCACACUCACCAACAUCUGACCGCCCCCUCUUCACAAAUGUCAUAUUUAUUCCGACUGUUUUGGCCGAUUUGUUCCCUCCUUAUUUCUUUCACACACCCCGCCCCUCCCGCAAGGUUUUUUUCUUUUCCCGUUUCCCUCUCCAUUUUUUCUGUAUUUUUUCCUGCCAAUUUCUUCAACCUUGACACUAACAUUUGAAUGGCCUUUAUUUCCCUAAAGAUCUUUCUUCAGUGUCAUUGCCCGUGUUGUGUCGCUGGGAAAAGGCCAGCGAGGAGCACUUUGUCUCCCCUUUCUGUUGUUUUGCUUUUGAUGGAUGGAUUUUGGUGUGAAGUGAACCCCGCACGGGAUGCAAGCGUGAUGCGUAUGCAGAUGUUUCUGCACUGGCGUACCAACAAUUCCAAGGGCUUUGCCUUGCCUUAAGGCUGCGUCUGUGUCUUUUACGCGGAGGAGCGGGAGGGAGGGGGGUUCACGGCUUGGCAUUCGUCGCGUGUCACUUGUCUUUCUCGGUGCUCUGGUGGCCGCCAUGUUGUCCCAAAAAGUCAGUCCCAAACCUUGGUGCAUCUCCCCCGAAACAGGGACGACGCCCCGUCGAGCGUGUUCCUAUGCUGACUUGACACUCUGUCUGAAUCCCUGCGGAAGACGCACUUUGACUCCCGGCCUCUCCCACCCGUUAAUACCGAUGAUACAUUUUGUAUCCGUGGCUGCAGUCCAGUGUUUGGCGAGCAACCGCCACCCGUCAUCCCUGAAGCAAGCCAACAGCCUCGCUUUUCCCGUCUUCCUUCACUUUCAAACCAAUACACGUCUCUGCCAAACGCCAUGGACGACCGCAUGGCCCAGAAAGCCUUUUUGUCUUUUUUCCCAACCUGUGCUGCACAUCUCUUCGGCCGUAGCUUAGCGGUCAGUGUCUAAUCUUGGAGUCCCCCCCCCCCCCUUGUAAACAAGUGCUUUGCGGGACCAAGGAGGAGCUUGUCAGCUCCUGCUCCUUUGUGACUCUUUGCGGCUGCCACACUGGCUGCCACACAGUCCGCCCCCAAGCGGCAAACUCGGGGGCCCGAACCACGCCCCCCUGGUGCCGCUGCAUCAUUAUAAAGGCAACAUCACUGCCUGACACUGCGCGCACGCGCGCAAACUUGUACAUCUGCUUCUGGGAGGAAAAACGUGAAAGCGACAGAGGGGCCCGCAUUGGGAUCGCACGCCUCGCACUCAUGUCGCUUUUGCCGCACAGGAGGAGGAAACUUGCCAAACAAACGGUGCCAUGGCGCGUUCAAUUGCCUCUUUAAAAAAACAACAACUUUGGAGUCAUUCAAGGAUUUUGCAUUGAACACUCAUUGAUACUUUGUAUUCUGUCUGAUUUCUCGGGAUGGGCCCCAAUUCAGCAAUCGAUUCAUCGAGUGUGGAUCAUUUCAACGGGCGAGAGGCUCUUUAGGCUUUCUUGCAUUGAGAAACAUCACUCGUAAUUUCCUAACUGGCCCUUUGAAAUUGGAUGUCGUUUUUUUGCAGAGGAUGUUUCAAGUCAACCGCUCUAGUCUUCCUUUACUCUCGCUGUUCGGACGCACUAGUCAACUUUAGUCGGUUGUAUCGGAGCUGCAUCCAAGUUGAAGAUGGCUCCGACCGAGAUUUUCUUGAAAAUGGCGUCCCUCCAAUGUUUCAACCGAUAUUUUAGUGCGCGCCUCAAUAGAAUCAACAAUGUCACAACGGACGCGCGUGACAACCGGUCGACUGAUCGAACAAUUGCUCUGCCCAUCCCGAAUUCUCGACAAAUAGAAAAUGUGCGCGUUUCUUUUUACGUUGAAUGUAAUAACAACUUUUUCAUUUGGCUCCGAUUGCAUUCUAAUCGAGCCGCCCGCCAUUACUUGAAGUGUCGCACACAUUUUCUCGCCGUGCAGCAUCUUUACAAAUGCACGACUCGCUUUUCCGCUCUGUCCGCAGCCUUGUACUGUAGCGUCGAGACCCUAUCAUGCUUUUUUUCUUCUGUUUAUCUAUGCGCUAAUGCCAGUCGGCCAUUAUAUCAGAGCGCUGGAUGGAUGGCGGGUGCGGAGCGCGAGCUGCUGUUUUUAGGCGCUGGACGAAAAAUGAGAGGCUUCUGGCGGUCAACGUUCUGAGGCUGAAGUGUGAUUUGUGCCAAAAAAGUGUUCUCUACGACACUCGGCUUAGUUUUUUGCCAAAUAAUUUCCAUAAUACAAAAACACAAAAAAAUAUGUUCAAGCUUGCGGUGCGACCGCCUAUCACACGGCCACAACGCUUGGCUGUCUUCAAUGUUGUUCGCGACUUGCUUUACGGAUUGACUGAAAUGUUCGUGGGAUUCACGCAUGUGCUAUUUCACAGUAUUUGUCGAGGUUUAUCUUUCGUGUAUCAUUUGUUUGGAUGCCACAUGCCAAUUUUACAGCAUUGCGCGUGGUAAUGAUUUCACUGUCAUACACCGUCGGGACUUUGACCUACGUAUACAUCUUGACCGAGACUUUUUAUACAUGAAUGCCAUUGCAUGUAGCAAAAGCGGCUUUGAAUUCAUAACAAAAAAAUCUAUAUUUAUAUUUUGGGACUGUUGAAGAAAAAACGAGAGAGAGAAAAAAAGCUACCUGGCAGCGCGCGAUUUCUACUUUAAUGAACCCAUGCAGCGGGCUUGCGUCGUACUCACGCAUGCAUCCAGACAGACGAUAGACUGUUUCAAUCAAAUGUUAUUCUCUUAAAAGCGUUCUCCAAAGAAAUCCCCAUUUUCUGGCUGGAAAGUACAACUUCUUGUAAAAUGCCGACUUGAUUCUCUGCAAACAUUUACUCUGUGAUCAUCCGCUGACUUGACAAGAGGACGUGAUUGGCUCGCUCGCUGUUUGGCUGUUCUUACAACUUGUAAAAUGCCGACUUGAUUCUUUGCAAAAGUUUACUCGGUGAUCGUCCGCUGACUUGACAAGGGGACGUGACUGGCUCGCUUGCUGUUUGGCUGUUCAUACAACUUGAAAACAGCGGCCACGUUGCACAUCGUUGCACGAAAACAAACAAAACUGGCCGAUUACGUCAUCGCGUCGGCUUUUCUCGCCGCGGCCGCGAUGUUCUUGUACUUUUCUCGAAAACUGGAAUAUUUUCCUGCAUGGUGACACUUUUAUGAAUAUUUUAUAGCCUUGUUGAUUUUAUAUGGCUACAGUACGUACAUAUAUCCAGCAAGUAUAUCAAGAUGUAUACAGCAUAUCUCUGGAACUAUAGCCGCUCUUUGCGCUAAAGCUGAGUGCGAUUGGCUGUGGAGCUUUCGAGAAGCGUACUUGCCCCAUGUGUACCGUGUGUGUGUGCUUUUUUGUGUCUUCUCUGAUCUCCAAUCUUUAUUUUUUCGUCAUUGAAUCGAUGCCCGUGCUUUGACUGCUAGGGUGCACUGUGCUUAUUUUAUAGCUGCGAUUUGGGGCGGGGGUCUUUUUUUCUCCUUUUUGGUUUUGUAUUUAAUGUCAACUUAUGGCAUGACUUUUAAAUAAAACUGAAAAUAAUAAUCAUGUCUUUUUUUACUUCAGAUUUUGUCAUGAAUGAGUGUAGCAGGGUGACCAACUGCAGCUUGGACCAGGGUUUAUUGAAGGGAAGGGAGGGAAACAAAGACACAGGCGGGAUUGAGACUUACGGACAGCAGACAG